This is a messenger RNA of Coniosporium apollinis CBS 100218, 5085 nucleotides long. RefSeq lists its product as uncharacterized. The transcript is spliced from 3 exons. The coding region runs from base 1 to 5085 and encodes 1694 amino acids. NCBI's taxonomy places the organism in Eukaryota, Fungi, Ascomycota, Dothideomycetes. Gene Ontology annotation, biological process: regulation of transcription by RNA polymerase II; protein demethylation. The record is from RefSeq and is a predicted model, not a curated record. Gene Ontology annotation, molecular function: DNA-binding transcription factor activity, RNA polymerase II-specific; zinc ion binding; histone demethylase activity.
AUGGCCUCGAAGCGCACAGUCUGGCUGCAAGCGCGCCCGAUCCCUUCCCAAUUCCAGCUCGAGCCACCCAGUCCUUACGCGGAGCCUCUAACACCUCCUCCAACCGCGACCUCCAGCUCAGCGUCCUACUUCCCGAAAUCCGUAGGCACCCCACCGUCACAAUACCAGUUUCCGACCGAGCAAUCGACACACCAAACGCUGGUCAGGGAUGGAAUACUAGUAGCAGAAAAGGCGCUGAAGAGUACCGGAGAGAACAGUGGAUUUCCCCACCACAACAGCCAAAAUGCGGACUGGAGCGCAACCCAGAGUCAGGUACAAGGUUCGCCGGUUGAUGCACUUCUCGCUGGUGCAGCAUCUCUUGCGUCCAGUCCUAGCUAUGCGCCGCCUCCGCGACACGCAUUGCAUGACCGCACUCCUCGUACGUCGCCCUGGCCGGCCCACGGACAAAUUUAUCACCAUGCAGCGUCCCAGCCCAAUGGUCACGGCGUCGAUGAGCGGCCUUCGAAGCGCGCCCGCUCAGAGUUUCUCCCAUCGCCACAGCAGUCCUCCGGUCACACCAGGCCUGCGACAAGCCAUGUGCCAACAAUGGGGUGGUCAUACAAUGUUGAACAAAUGGCGGACAACGGGUCGAGGAUGCAUCAAAGCCAUCGUCGCGCUGCAUCGUAUCAGCAUCAACACGCUGCACAAGAGAGAAGGAUAUCGCAAGCUGAUACGGACGCGGCAGAAGUGCUCCUGCUCUUGAAACAACAGCCAGUGCGUCCGGCCGCCAAGCCCCAGCCAGCCACAGCACCUACGGGAGAGUGUAUAGCCAGCAAUCCUACCAAUUCUGUAACACUAAGCGGUUCUUUGCAACAGGAGGGAGCUGCUGAACAUCCGAUACCAGGAACCGACAUGCCCCCAGAGUACAUUGCUCAACCUCCAGCAGAACCUGAUAUGCAACGGCUUACCGAGCACCACUCCACCGCAGAAGAGAGCACUCCAGCGCAUAGCAGCCACAAGCAAUCUGCAAUACCAGCCCUUCAGACCCACACACCGCCCGAGGAGACAAGGUAUGGAGAAACAGCAGAUGGUGUCCAAAUGGACACAGAGGAGCAACUGGAACCGAAGAGAGGCAAGGCGCAUCAAGGAUGGCCGAAGGGGAGGCCAAGAGGACCCCGAGCGAGAGCGCAGCAUGCGAAGCGUGCAAGCAAAAGCGGCAGCAAGGCCGCCGGGUCUGUGAGCACCUCAAUUUCGAACGAUGGAACCGAUCAGCUGCAGUCACCGCAAAGUCUACCCGCGGAUGCCGCGGGCCCACUUGUCGAGCAGCAAUCGCUGUUCGGGCGGGAAAGCGCAGACACCUACUUGCGUGAUGCGAAGCGGGAGUUGCUGUCCAGGAAGCGGCGCAAUUCAUCCACGCAAAUCGUUCCAUCCGGGACCAUUGUCCUUGCAGGCGAUAUUCCUAGGCCAAUGUCCGUCCCGCCAGAGAUGAUAGCGAUGGCCUCAAAGCCACAUCUGGCUGCCACAGACCCACCUUCACUGGUUCGAACAAAGCCCCAAAGACAUGCUGCGCAAGUCACAAUUUGCGCGGGGUGUAAUUCUGUGCCUGGCACUUCCACGGCCGAUGACCAACAAUGGAUAAGUUGUAACGGCUGCAAAGCUUGGUUCCACUGCGCAUGUGCUGGGUUUACAACUGAACGUGAAGUCAGGAGCAUUGCUAAGUUUUUUUGUGCCGACUGCAAACCCAAGCACGGUCCCACAACUUUCGUGCGACAGUCCUCACGGGCGCAUGUCGCUGUGGACUAUGGCGGUCUCAAUGAGGGUGUCUUGAGAACAUCCGAUGAUAUCCCUGAGCAUCAUUACAUUCAGCGCAUCAAAGAGAAUACGUUGGAAUACCUUCUUCCUGAGACGUUUCCUAGAACGCGCCCGGAACUUGCAAACGUGGAAAACUUCGAGCGGUCCGGUGGAUUCCUCGAGCCUGUCGUCAUACCCGCAUGCUGGAACCCUCGGCCUAGGGCGCCUGCCGCAGAAGAUGAAAAUGUACACGAGGCUGAGGAGUCUUUCGACUAUGUCGACGACAACUUCGAGUACGACUAUGUCCCGGAUGAUGGCCAAGAUAAGCUCGACAUGGUCAUACCUCACGGUCUAACGGUCCGUCGUGUAGCUGAAUUGUAUGGUCCUGACGAGAGGGUCGAAGUCAUCGAUGUCAAGUCCCAGGGCAGCUCGGACAAGCGGUGGAAUAUGAGGAAGUGGGCUGAUUACUACGAGCAAGAGGGCGAGAAGCCAGUGCGCAACGUCAUCAGCUUAGAGGUUUCGCGCAGCAAGCUCGGCAAACUAAUUAAGCGACCAAAGGUUGUCCGCGACCUCGACCUCCAGGAUGCAGUGUGGCCGGAAACGGAGGUCGCCAAAGGUAACGAGGCUCCAAAAGUUCAGUUCUAUUGUUUGAUGUCUGUGGCCGACUGCUACACUGAUUUCCACAUCGACUUCGGUGGAUCCUCAGUUUACUACCACAUCAUCAAAGGGAAGAAGACAUUCUUCUUCAUUCCACCAAAGAAGCACCAUCUGAAGAGGUACGAAGAGUGGUGCCUGUCCGCAGAUCAGAAUCACACAUGGCUUCCUCUUUGGACGAAGGAAUGUUUCAGGGUGGACCUGUCCGAGGGUGAUACCAUGCUGAUACCCUCUGGCUGGAUCCAUGCCGUCUGGACUCCGGAAAACAGCUUGGUGAUUGGUGGUAACUUCGUCACUCGAAUGCACUACUCGAUGCAAAUCAGCAUCAUGGAGAUUGAGAAGAACACCAAAGUCGCUAGGAAGUUCAGAUAUCCUUUCCUGCAGAAGAUUUUCUGGUACACGGUACUGCAGUAUCUCGAGCGCGAUCCACUACCGCCUACUGUCGUCCAGAAUUUCUACCUAGGAAAUGACUUUCCGCGCCCAGUGCAGACUUAUCACCAGUUCGAUAAGUUCGGCCACAACUCGGACCCUGGUCGUGAGAAUUACCACGCCCGCUACUACUCCAAAGCCGAACUUGAUGGGCUUCCUGAUCUGCUCGGCUACGUCUUCAGGACCGUUCUGAUCUCGCUUGGAAAGGUUGAAGGCAUUACGGUAGAAACCAAAAAUGCCGUCACUCGGUCGAUACCGAAAGGCAAAGGCGAUCCCCUUGACAUUGCUAAGACAUUUGCUAUGUGGGUAGCGUGGAAACGCGGUAACGAAGGAAUACCGGAAUGGGCGCAUCCUAAUGCAGUUCUGCCUACCACCAGCGAAGCAGCCGGCGAGAAGAAGCUGAGCGCUGCUGCGCUGAAGAAGCUUGAGAAGAAGGCCUUCAUGGAUGCGGUUCGGAUUGCACCUGAUCGCCAGUCCGCUCGUCAACGCUCAAAGGCGUCGGAAGCACCCGGUAUGAAUGGCUCGAACUCAGCUGAUGGGUCACCUCCUCCAAACUAUGUUGUCAAUGGUGAUUCUACGUACCUCAGUACUCCGAAGACGUCAGUUCUUGGCCCUAAGAGAAUUGCUUGCGAUGCUUGUAGAAGGAGGCGGAUUAGGUGCAAGCACAAGGAUGAUGUUACGAGCUCACCAGAUGGCGCUAACGGACAACCACCGGAGAGGCGCAAUUCUCUGGUGGCUGUAGUGAUACAGAAGAAGCCUUCGUUACUGAGCUCUGGCUCCAGCAUGUCCAAUACUCAGGACAGCAUUGACGCCCCUUCAGCUCAACAGCUUCCGGCUGCAGAUCGCCAACACCCCAUUUCAGCGAUGUUCAGCUCGGAUCUUCCUGACACACCUGAUGGAAAACGAGGAAGGCACAAGGCAUGUUUAGACUGUCGGAAAAGCAAGCGCCGCUGCAUACACGACGAAUACGGGAACAUUGACCCUGUCAAAGCAUCCGAACCGCCUGUCCCGAGAGGACCGGUCUCUGGCAAAAAGCGCCGCAUUACUGGGGAUGCAGACGGCGAGCAGGUGGUCAAGAAGGUGAAGAAGGCGUUAACAAACGAGGACAGCAUUGUCAACGGUUUCACCGCCCCCUCAUUGAAUGACUACCUCCGACUGAACGGCGGGCCGGCGAUGGGACCCUCAUUCCAGCCAAACAUGAUCAUGCCGUCGUAUGCGCCGACAGCCGAGCCUCAUCCCCAGGCCCAUGGUCCGGUGCCUGACAUGAGUAAUGACCAAAUGAUAGAAGAGGUCAUGGUGGCUAUGCCCUAUCCGGUUGAUCUACCAUAUGCGUUACAUGCGCCAAUCCCGGAUGGCGACACCCAGAUGCAUCCUGACUCGGUCGCUGACCAGGCGAUACCUCUUGACCCGGCACUUACUUUAGAGACAGAAAUUGCAGAAGACGUUCCAAUGGCGGAUGCGCUUGACAGCAUUCAAGCUGCGCAGCCGUCGCAAGAGCCGGAGAUGGUCGAUCCAGUACUCGUGCAGGAAAUCAUCAAAGGCGAGGACGACCAGCACUCAGCCGAAAUCCUUCCGGCAGACGACGUUCGUACAGUGGAUGAAAUUCCUGUAACGAACGAUACUCCUCCAGCAGACGAUAUCCGUCUAUCGGACAGUGCUCCUCGAGCAGACCACGCUCCUCCGGCAGACCAGGCUCUUCCACUGGACAAUGCUGUUCCAGCAGAUAAUCCAGCACCAGCUUCACCCUCGCCCGUUCCCCAGCCGCAGUCAACCGUCCCUUACGACGAACUCCCCGCACCAACCUCGCCCUUGACAGAUCUAAGCCGGCUGUCAAUGUCGCCCGACCUUGCUCGCGCCGAAGUCAUCCCCACCUUCGAGACCCCCAAGCUCGCGCGCCACUCGUCCCGACAGACCAAACCGAUCGAGCGCUUCUCUGCCUCCGCUAGCGAUCCCCCGCGUCGGCGCAGCACGACAAGCCGCACGCCUGCACCCACGCUGGGUGCCAAGAGUAACUCGCCGCAGGAGCGGCCAACGCCGUCGAAGCGCAGACAGUCAUUGGCAAAGGACUCACAGCAUCCACGGCAGGAUAGCAAAGGGGAGCCUAAGUCGAGAGCGCCCUCGCAGUCCCACUCGCAGGCGCAGCCGCAGGGGGAGACGGAGGAGGAUGCGAGUUUUAGAUUGGCGAGGGAGCUGGCGGGGUAUGAGUUUGGGCUGAGAAAUAGGGGUAGGUGA